AUGCCGGGCCGGCGGCGGUCGGGAGCCGCUGCCGGUUUCCCCAUCAUGGCGGCGGCGCUGGCCGCUCGGUUGUGGCUCUGGGCCGCACUCCUGGUCCUAGCGGCGGCAGUGUACGAGGACCAAGUGGGCAAAUUUGACUGGAGGCAGCAGUAUGUUGGGAAGCUCAAAUUUGCCUCUUUGGAAUGUGCUCCUGGAUCAAAGAAGAUAGUGGUGGCUACAGAAGAGAAUGUGAUUGCAGCAUUGAACUCUCGAACGGGAGCUAUAUUGUGGCGCCAUGUGGACAAGGGUACUCCAGAGGGAGCUAUUGAUGCCAUGCUUCUUCAUGGCCAAGAUGCACUUACUAUAUCCAAUGGGGGCCGGAUUCUGCGCUCCUGGGAGACCAACAUUGGGGGUUUGAACUGGGAGAUGUCCUUGGAGUCUGGCAGUUUUCAGAUGGCCAGCCUGGUGGGCUUGCAGGAUGUGGUAAAAUAUGUGGCCGUGCUGAAGAAGACCACACUCACUCUUCAUUACCUUUCUAAUGGACACCAAAAAUGGGUGGAACAGCUUCCAAAGAGUGAGAGUGUUCAUUAUCAGAUGGUGUAUUCAUAUGGCACUGGAGUAAUGUGGGUCCUGGGAGUUGUUCCCAACAGUCAUGUGAAUAUUGUGAAAUUUCACGUGGAAGAUGGUGAGAUGGUUCAGCAGGUCAGAGUUUCUGCGCCAUGGCUUAAGAGCUUAAGUGGGAUUUGUGCUGUGGUGGGCAAAGCUGUGUUGGUGUGCCCUGACCCAGGCACACGGUCCCUUUUCACUUUGGCCCUGGAGACAGAGGAAGAGAUGAAAAGAACCCCACUGCAGGCCCUUGAGCUAGAAUUUGGCCAAGGUUUCCAGCCCUGGAUCCUACCCACCCAGCCCAACCCUUCAGGUGCCUCCAGGUCACAGUUCUUUUUGCAGCUGGCCCCCAGCCAUUUUGCUCUGCUGCAGCACCGCCCAGAAGGCCUAAGUAUGCUCCGAAACUUCCCCCAGACUGCUCUAGUGAGCUUUGGUACCAGUGGGGAGAAGACUGUUGCUGCUGUGAUGACCUGCCGUACUGAAACGCAGAAAGGUGGGAGUGUUGAAGAAGCACCAGCAAAGACCCCUUCUGACAAGUCUAAUUCACAGGAAGCACUAGUCUGCACUAACCAAACUUAUACCAUUAACCUGUACUUGGCGGAGACUGGAAGGCGACUGCUGGACACCUCAAUCACCUUCAGCCUGGAGCAGAAUGGGACCCGGCCUGAGCAGUUGUAUAUCCAAGCCUUCCUGAAGAAGGAUGACUCAGUGGGCUACCGUGCUCUGGUGCAAACAGAUGACCACUUACUCCUCUUUCUUCAGCAGUUGGCUGGAAAAAUGCUGCUCUGGAGCCGAGAGGAAUCACUGGCAGAAGUAGUGAGCUUGGAGAUGGUAGACCUGCCCCUGACUGGGGCCCAGGCGGAGCUGGAAGGAGAGUUUGGCAAGAAGGCAGAUGGCCUUCUGGGGAUGUUCUUGAAGCGCCUUUCCUCCCAGCUCAUCCUGCUGCAGGCCUGGACUGCCCAUCUCUGGAAAAUGUUUUAUGAUGCUCGGAAGCCUCGGAGUCAGAUCAGGAAUGAGAUCAAUAUUGACAACCUAGCUAGGGAUGAGUUCAACCUCCAGAAGAUGGUGGUGAUGGUGACAGCGUCAGGCAAGCUCUUUGGCAUUGAGAGCAGUUCUGGCACCAUCCUGUGGAAGCAGUACUUGCCGAAUAUCCAGCCGGACUCCUCCUUUAAGCUGAUGGUGCAGAGAACCACUGCUCACUUUCCCCACCCCCCACAGUGCACUCUGCUCGUCAAGGACAAGAAAACAGGAAGGAGUUCUCUGUAUGUCUUCAACCCCAUUUUUGGAAAGUGGAGCCAGGUGGCUCCGCCUGUGCUGAAGCGGCCCAUCUUGCAAGCCUUGCUGCUGCCUAUCAUGGACCAGGACUAUGCCAAAGCAAUGCUGCUGAUUGAUGACGAGUACAAGGUCACAGCUUUCCCAGCCAGUCGGAACGUCCUGCGUCAAUUACAAGAAAUAGCACCUUCCAUCUUCUUCUAUCUUGUAGAUUCCGAACAGGGCCGGUUGGCUGGAUUCAGGCUGCGCAAGGAUUUGACAACAGAACUGAGCUGGGAGCUAACUAUUCCACCAGAGGUACAGAGAAUAGUGACGGUGAAAGGGAAACGGACCAGUGAGCAUGUGCACUCCCAGGGCCGAGUGAUGGGUGAUCGAAGUGUGCUCUACAAGAGCUUGAACCCCAAUCUGCUGGCUGUGGUGACAGAGAGCACAGACCUGCACCAUGAACGCACCUUUAUUGGCAUCUACCUCAUUGAUGGUGUCACAGGGCGUAUCAUUCAUUCCUCAGUACAGAAGAAAGCCAAAGGACCUGUCCAUCUUGUGCAUUCAGAGAACUGGGUGGUGUACCAAUAUUGGAACACGAAGGCCCGCCGCAAUGAGUUCACAGUGCUGGAGCUGUAUGAAGGGACAGAGCAGUAUAAUGCCACAGCCUUUAGCUCCCUGGACCGUCCGCAGCUCCCCCAGGUUCUUCAGCAGUCAUAUAUCUUCCCUUCAUCCAUCAGUGCCAUGGAGGCCACCAUCACAGAACGUGGCAUCACAAGCCGCCAUUUACUCAUUGGUCUACCCUCAGGAGCAAUUCUGUCCCUCCCAAAGGCUUUGCUAGAUCCUCGACGUCCUGAGAUCCCAACAGAGCAAAGCAGAGAGGAGAAUUUGAUUCCAUAUUCUCCAGAUGUACAGAUCCAUGCAGAGAGGUUCAUUAAUUACAAUCAGACUAUCUCCCGAAUGAGAGGCAUCUACACUGCUCCUUCUGGCCUGGAGAGUACCUGUCUGGUUGUGGCAUAUGGGCUAGAUAUUUACCAAACCCGUGUCUACCCAUCCAAACAGUUUGAUGUCUUGAAAGAUGAUUAUGACUACGUGUUGAUCAGCAGUGUCCUCUUUGGCUUGGUCUUUGCUACCAUGAUCACAAAGAGACUGGCCCAGGUGAAGCUUCUGAAUCGUGCUUGGCGGUAAAGGAAGAUGCAUUAUGUCCUCAGAGAGAACAUUGAGGAGGGGUGCCAUGGGCCAGGCCAGAAGCCACCUUUGUGAUUUGACGGAUUGGCUAGGAAGCAUAUUGGGAAAUGCCUAGCAAGCUUAUCUCAGCCAGGGGUCUAUCCAAAGAGGGCAUGGAUUUCUAUGACAAACUCUUAGGAGACACAACUUGGCAUCUCACACUGGACUUAAAACUUAUUGUACUGAAAAUCUGGAAAAAUAUUGUGGAUUUCCCCCUUACCCCACCUCUGACAAGCCCUAAACAGUGGUAUUUCCCUCACCACCAUUGUUUCCAAACUUUUUACUUUGUUUUGUUUUUUCUUCCAGAUUUUACUCGUGGAACUGGGGUGGGUGGGUGGUAAAUGGGUUUGGGGGAAAGAAUGCUCUAAGGAUUAACUUCCAUUUUCUUAGAGUUAGCCUGGCUAGCAUAGUGGAUAGAGUACUGGACUUGCCAAAUCACAUCCACUCUUUGACACUUGCUAGCUUUGUGACCAUGGGCAAGUCACUUAAUGUUUCUGAGCCUCAAUUUCCUAUCUGUAAAAUGGGGAUGAUAAUACCUCUAAUACCUACCUCACAGGGUUGUUGUGAGGCUUAAAUGAGAUAAUAUAUGGAAAGUUCUUUACAAACUUUAGAGUGCUACAUAAAAAUCAAUUUUUAAUUAUUACCAGCUUGAUGCUUCCCCCUCAAGCUCUCUUGAUUUUCUUCAUCUUAAAAGUUCAACUCACAUAUUCUACAUUCAAUUUUAAUGCAAAAUAUUAGCACUGUAAGUACAUGGGGAUGGUAGCUUGUAAAGGUUGUCUCAAUGGGACCAUCCUUGUCUUUUGUCUUCCCUCCUGGAGUCCAAACUGGGGAACCACUCAUAGUAUAAAUGAUUACUUAGCAAAGAUUCCAAAUUUUCUCUUAUUUAUUGUAGCCAAUACAGUCUUUCUUUUGAAAUGUCAGACACAAGUAGAUACCAGCUCUUCUGAGCUACUGUAUAUCCUAAGUGACACUUUUUGAAGACUUCUGAACUGUCUGUUAGCUGUGAUUUCAGAGAAGAAAGGAUUCUACUCCUUUUAAAGCUAUCAACAGAUUUCUUCAUCUCACCCAAUGGAUGCUUUAGUCAACUGGAUGACAGGCACUUUGAUCUGGUGUCCCAGGAUUUGGGCUUUUGAAUUUGGCUCUGCUGCUUAUUGUUGUUAGCCAUUUAACUUUUGGCAAGUUAUGUUCCCUUCUCUGGGACAUGGUAUCUAAACAAAGAGAGAUCCUUUCAACCCUAAAUCUUGUUAUCAUAGGUGAGGAAUGAUGCAUGUGUAGAGAAUCCAUUAUUUAUUUUUAGUCCUGGUUAAUGAGCACUUGGGAUAGCAGAUAGUUGAUUGAAUUUCUCAUUCCCCUUUUCCAGAGGUACUGCUCCCAUCAGUACGGCUUCUGAAAAAAAGGGGGAGCUGUCACAUUAUGGAAACUGACUGACUUCCUGGACUCCUGUGUCCUCAGGAAGUUGACAUUUCAGUCUAGGGAAAGGGUCCCAAUAAUUGUGCCCUACUACUACUGAGUUUGGGCUGAUUUGUCUUUAGGCCAAAUUUGCUAAUUUUAGCCUUGUGGUGAAAGUGCUGGUACCCUGGACAGGUCUUUGAAUAAAAGUGAUUGCUUGCCUA
Monodelphis domestica (gray short-tailed opossum) is the source of this 4679-nucleotide messenger RNA. It is a transcript of the gene EMC1, whose product is annotated as ER membrane protein complex subunit 1. Gene Ontology annotation, cellular component: EMC complex. NCBI's taxonomy places the organism in Eukaryota, Metazoa, Chordata, Mammalia, Didelphimorphia, Didelphidae. The record is from RefSeq and is a predicted model, not a curated record. Gene Ontology annotation, biological process: protein folding in endoplasmic reticulum. Gene Ontology annotation, molecular function: protein binding.